AUGGCAUGUAGAAAAUUAAGAAGAAUACUCAGCGCAAGACACAUAAGGUUUGCAGUGAUAGCCACUACUGUAUUGUUAAUCAUUCUUUUCGCUUACUAUUGGGUCCGUUCGUCAACAUCUACAAGAUACCUAAAGUUACAAAGACAAAUUACAAAUAAACCGUACAAACUCAUCCGAGUGACGAACAUACCGCUAAAGCAUGUGCCCCUGAAUGAGAUAUACGAUUAUACGUCUGAAGAUGACCGUUCGAUAGACUUCGAUGACCGACGGCAAAAAUUCAUGGUCGAUACUCCUGGUUGCCAAAUUCCUAUAGCAAUGGUCCGUUACGCCACAAUUCUGCCUAAGAACGAUGUAUUGUGCGGCAGGCGAGCGGUGUUUCUAAGUAAACAGGACGAUCAAAGCGUGCGGGUCCGAAUCAAAUCAAGGGUCAUGAAGCUUUAUCUUAAGACUUCAAAGUUCUAUUGCUGCCACCGCUUCAUCAAGAGAUCAUCUACCAAGGGCCGGGAACAUUUAGACGUUGAAUACACAAAUUGUAAAGAAAUUCAGGAUGGUGAAACGAUUGAACUGGUCACAGAUUUUGUAAAUGUAAAAUGUUUUGAAUUUGACAAACAAAAUAGAACCGCAGUUAUUUACAGCGAUGUUUAUGCGUUUGCUAAAAGAAUUGAUGCUGCCCGAGAUGUGAGAAAUACCCGUGAUAAAACAAAAUACAAUGUCCUGAUGCUUGGAAUGGAUUCCAUGUCACUAUCGCGGUUCGCACAGACAAUGCCCCGAACUAUUGGUUUCUUCCAAGAUAAUUUUUGGUUAGGUUUUAGAGGAUAUCAUAAGGUAGAGGAAUCAAAUUUCCCAAAUUUUAUGGUGGCGUUCACUGGCAAGAACUAUUCAACAAUAUCUAAAUUAUGCUCCAAGAAGAUGGACAAAUGCAACAAACUUCUGAUUUGGAGUAAAUUCAAGGAAUCUGGAUAUGUCACAGCUUAUGGAGAGGAUUACCUGCAUUUACCAGAUACGUUUAAAAAGCCUUUCGCGUUUCAUCGCCCGCCCACUGAUCACUACCUUAGGACCUUUUUCCUUCACGGUGAAACUAUACACUACAAACGAAAUUACUCUAUUGUGUGCAACGAAAAGGCACCUUCUGGACAGCAUUUAUUAGAUUUUGCGGUGGAUUUUGCCACCACUUACAGACGAUCCUCAUUCUUCGGUGUAUUUCGAAUGAAUUCCUACAGCCACGACCCGCUGCAGCAUCCUCAAUAUGCGGAUAAAAUGUUCGAAAACUUCUUUAAUCAGCUGUCUUACACAGGAGUCUUGGAAAACACAUUUGUAAUAUUUUUCAGCGACCAUGGACCUAGGUUUGGUAAAUAUCGUUUGCAUGGGGAAUCCUACUAUGAGGAUAGAAUGCCAGCGCUUUUCAUGUGGGUACCAAGCAGAUUUAAGGGACAGCAAUCACUGCUCUACAGGUCAUCCGUUGCAAACGAAUUUAAGUUGCUCACUCCAUAUGAUUUGUAUAAUACGUUAGUUGCAAUUCACGGCAUAUCCCAUUCAUUCAAUUACACUGGGGAUUUUUCUGAAGGUUGCCCAAAAUGCCGUAGUAUUUUCAAUGUUGUUAGCCUAAACCGUACUUGCGAUGACGUCGGUAUCCAUAUGAAGUGGUGUAGCUGCCAUAGGUUAUAUCCCCUUGAGGUUCAUGACUCCGAGGGCAUUAAGAGCGUUCUUCAUGCAGUGAAAGAAAUAAAGAUAAUGGUUCAGAACUUCAGAACUAAACCGUGUUGGUCGUGCCAAAAUGUAAAUCUUCAAAAGAUUUUGAGGAUUCACUUUUAUUAUAGUCACUUUACUUUAUAUUACGUGACAGCAUUUUCUUUGACGCCUGGUAACAUCACAGUGGAGGCUACCGUGUCUCGGAAGGACACGACCAUGGAAAUGGUAGGGACGGUUAGCGUGAUCGAAUCUCACAAAAGUGCAGCUAACUGCACCAUUAACGUUACGGAUAGAACUUUUUGUACUUGUCGUAAGAAAGCUGAAUGUACUUAA
Messenger RNA from Ostrinia furnacalis (Asian corn borer), 2022 nucleotides. RefSeq lists its product as uncharacterized. The transcript has 5 exons. NCBI's taxonomy places the organism in Eukaryota, Metazoa, Arthropoda, Insecta, Lepidoptera, Crambidae. The coding region runs from base 1 to 2022 and encodes 673 amino acids. The record is from RefSeq and is a predicted model, not a curated record.